GCGACUGAACGUCUAUUUGAGAGAGCAAACAUCUUGACUAGUGGAUUCUCAGUGUAAUACCUACAGCUGCCUUACAGAGAAAUAAAGCUAAGGGUUUCCCUUAUAUUCAGUUUAGGAAACUUUGGACUGUGAUAUUAACGCUUAGUUGUAUAACAUUUAACCACAAUGGAUAAGAUAUUCGGCUCGUUAAAAGGGUUAUUUAAAAUCCAUGCAGUUGUUAUUGAUAAUAAUGUGUUUCGACUGCAUUACAAAGUCACUGUGGUCAUUCUCUUGGCCUGUAGUUUGCUCGUGACUUCUCGACAGUACAUCGGUGACCCCAUCGACUGCAUCUCGCGAGAUGAUAUUCCAACAAGAGUGUUAGACACCUUCUGUUGGAUCCACACCACCUUCAGUGUAGAGAGUGCUUGGCAUAAGAAGGUUGGCGUGGAAAUCCCGUAUCCAGGGGUGGAUAAGUAUACUCCUGGCGAAGACAGGGUAUAUCAUGCCUACUACCAGUGGGUCUGUUUCGUAUUGUUCUUCCAAGCCCUUAUGUUUUACUUUCCACGUCACUUGUGGAAGGGAUGGGAAAAAGGCCGUAUUCGAUCUCUGAUGCUGGAGUUGAACACUCCCACUUUAACACCUGAGAAAAAGCAAGAACGAAGAGGCAUUUUGGUGGACUAUUUCAUGAAUAACAUCCACAACCACAACUUCUACGUCACUGGGUAUUAUUUCUGUGAAAUUUUGAAUUUUGUAAACGUUGUAGGACAGAUGUAUCUAAUUGACUCAUUCCUAGGUGGUCAUUUCUCUCAUUACGGUUCAAAGGUUAUCCAAUUCACUGAGUGGGACUGGACCCUCCGCUAUGACCCCAUGAUCAGAGUGUUCCCUCGUUUAACCAAGUGUACUUUCCAUAAAUAUGGCUCUUCCGGUGAUGUCCAGCGUCACGACGCCAUGUGUAUUCUGCCAAUCAAUAUCAUCAAUGAGAAAAUCUAUGUUUUAUUGUGGGUGUGGUUUGUGCUUUUGGCUGUAUUGUCCGGACUAGUUCUUGUCUAUCGAGUGUUCAUUGUGUUCUGGCCCCAAUCCCGCCUAUUGAUCUUAAGAUAUCGCGCUCGCCUGACCAAUGCAGAUUAUCUAGAGAUGGUCCUGAACAGAUGCCGUUUAGGCGACUGGUUUCUUUUGGAGCUCCUCUGCAGGAACGUGGACAGUCUAAACUACAGGGAUCUUAUUGCUGAUUUUGCCAGAAGAUUAGAAGGAAAAGGUGUAGAGAGCAUUGUAUAGUAUUAUAAUUCCAGUUAUAUUCAAGCUUCAGCUAACAACAAGAGUUAUUUCUUAUAAUUCCUUUUCAUAUCAUAAAAUUUUUUGUUUACCAUAACUAUAAAUCUUUUAAAUUGUAAUCAAUGCUUGGUACAUGUAUGCGUGUUAACAAAAGGUAGAAGAAAAUGCUAAAACACAUUAGUUUUUAUAUAGAUUUGAUAUGCAAAACAAAGACCUUUAUCAAGUAAAAUAGGAAUGGUAACCUACCGUUAACAAAGUAAAAAUGUGGCAACUGGACUCUUUUUAGAUAUUUGUAUUAUUUAUAUAUCUGGGCUUUUCUAUCUCUUUGUGACAGUUAUAUUAUUGCUCUUUACAAAAGAGUCGGAGUUUGUAUUUCAGAAUAGGAUAACAGUCCUAAUGUGCCCAUGUUUGGAGGACAAGGUAAAACCUGCAAUCUUUAAAUUCCUAAACCCAGUCAUAAUUCCUGUGACUUGAUAGGUGUUGCAGACUCUUUUCAAACGAUUAAUUUUUCUUAAGGCGUUUUAUGUCUUUGCAUAAUAUUAUUUUUGUACACGUGUUUUUUUACAUAUUAUUUUCACUAUUUUAUAUUUAAAAACAUGUAUUUUUACGAAAUGCACUUAGUAAAGUAGAAAAUACGUUAUGUGAUACACAAGUGGCGAAAAGAGCGACCUGGUUUUGUUAUCUGUAUUUAUCGCAAGAAAGCUGAGAUCGUAAAUCAAGCUCAUAUUACUCAGAUCAGGAAAGAUGUAAGAUCACCAAACCAUUCGAAAAUUUAUUUACCCAUAUUGUAAACUUGCUAAGCAGCGUCUAUAAUGAAGAGUGUCAGAAGGUUCUUAACGUUAACAAACACAACGUUAUUUCCAUUAAUUCAUGCCUCUUUUGAAGUAGCCUCAAAAGUUGUUCCAAUGGACUUUAAGCAGCCAUAGUACAAUAGGGCUAAAGAAUUGUUUUUAAUUACAAGUAAAUUGUUGUCAUUUUUUCAAGAUUUUUUUUUUUUACAAUUUUGUCAAAUAUACAUUGAAAGUACGUAAAAAAAUCAGUUUGUUACAUUCCUUUGCCGAGAACCAAAUACGAUGAAUAUAACAUACCUUCUAUUCAUUCAUUCCAGAGACAGAAUGUCCUGCCACAGAGACAUAAAAAAGACCUGAACCAAUUUCCUGAAUUAAAUCUAUAUACAAUUUACAAGGGUGGGAAAUUUAAAUUAAGACUCAGAUAUUUUACUUGUAUUGAUCAUAUUACCUCUAAAAGUAUAUCGCCCAAAAAUCAUUUAACUCGCUUUACAAAAUAGCUUAAUUGUUGGUAUUAUGUAAUUUAAGAAAAUAGAAUUACACUUGUAAGUCGUUGAUGAAAAAAAACUGAUGACUUUCCUAGGCAAUAUCGCUAUGGGCUGGGAGUGGCCUGGUGAAUAGCGUGCCCGGGAUGUGAAUCUAAGAGCAUAUGGUUCGUCGCCUGUUGCCACAAAUACGCGUUCCGUACUUUGGAGCUGUGGGUGUGCUAUAAGAACGACAGUUAAAUCUCACUAUUCGGCCUGACAAGGGUUUCCCAAGAACUGGCAGUAGACUGCCUUGAAUAACUGAUUUUCCUCUAGUCUACGAGUUCAAAAAUAAAGGACGAUUAUUCGCAAAUAGCUUUGCGCGAAAAUCCUAAAACAAACAACCAAGUAAAAUUUCACCUAUAAGUCUAAGUUCGCGAAUGCUAUUCAAACCCUUACUUGACAUCAUAUGGUGAAAAAAAACAAACAGUAUUGAAACAAAAUCAAUAUUUGAAA
This is a messenger RNA of Limulus polyphemus (Atlantic horseshoe crab), 3019 nucleotides long. RefSeq names its product innexin inx2-like. Gene Ontology annotation, molecular function: gap junction channel activity. Gene Ontology annotation, biological process: phototransduction. The record is from RefSeq and is a predicted model, not a curated record. NCBI's taxonomy places the organism in Eukaryota, Metazoa, Arthropoda, Merostomata, Xiphosura, Limulidae. The transcript has a single exon. Gene Ontology annotation, cellular component: gap junction; plasma membrane. The coding region runs from base 166 to 1254 and encodes 362 amino acids.